UCCCACCUCCCAAAAUAAGUUUAUCUGACUAUGAAACUCAUGGGAAACGCACCAUCGCCUCCUAACUUAAAUCAGACAGUAAUUCCUGCCAUUACAUCUCUUUAAGAGGCACUCUGUCCGGCUUAUCGAGAAAUCCAUUAGAAAAAAGAACAGGCCAGAUCACUGCAGAACAAGAAAUUAAUUACUGAAUUCAGUCAUUCAGUUAUGAAUCUGCCCCAUACUGUUUUAGCACAUACUCUGUAUUGGGAUGUUUUGGGAUCCUCUCCCCUACAGAACACUGCAAGAACUCCAGGCUUUGGCAACAUGGGCAAAAGUUUUCUGAUAGACAACCUGUUGAGACUUGACGAUCAUCAUCAUCAUUAUCCCUCUCAGCAUCACAAGGUUCCGACAAGUGGUGAUCUGCGGAAGCCUUGUCUCAACACGGCGGAACAAAUCAGCCCUUCAGGGGGUCCCGCUUGUACAAGUUGGGCUUUUGAGCUCGUUAACCCCUGCUCCGACAGACAUCCAGUCACACAGUCUGCAAACAGAGAGCUCGACUUCCGACCGCUACAGCAGCUCAGUGCAGCAGAUGUUUCAAAACACUUCUUUCCAAGAAUUCCUCCAUUCUUCCUGACAUGCUGUGGGGGGUCCUGUCAGCACCCUGCCUCCCCCACUGCUUUUCCAAAAGAAAGUAUUUUGCCUAUAUUGACUGAAACAACUGAUGCCAAAACAAGAAAAGGUAUCCUGAGGAGGGCAGUUUUCUCCGAAGACCAGAGAAAGGAACUGGAAGCAAUGUUUCAGAAACAGAAAUAUAUAAGCAAAGUAGACAGAAAAAAGCUUGCAACUAAUCUUGGACUGAAGGAGUCACAGGUAAAGAUUUGGUUCCAGAACAGACGAAUGAAAUGGCGAAACUCUAAAGAAAAAGAAAUACUUUCGAACAGAUGUGCCCAUGACAAUUCUCCACAAGAAAGUGAUAUUUCAGUGUCUUCAAAUAGUUACAGUCCACAGUGCACACCGUUUAAUGUUUCUUUCACUAAGGAAAAAAAGGCAAAUACUGAAUAUAGUGAGAAGUCUCCUGUAAUAUCAGAAGGACAAAUAUGCAGGAAUACAUCAGUAUUUGAAAGAUCCAGGUUACUUGGAAAAAGACUGUUUUUAUACCCAGAACCAGGAAACAGUCGCAGAUAAUAUUGAGAGAAUAAGCAAAAAUAUGAUCAAAGUGAGGUAUAAAUUUGCUAUUAGUGUCAAGGUUUUUAUAUGACUAAACAUGUACUACAAAACAUUGGUCAACAACUUAAAAAAUGGAAAAUAUCACCAAAUCAAUGUAACUAUUUUUUUAUGAGUUACUAAACUGUUUUACAUUUUAAUAUGCUCUACUUUUACAUUUUGUAAUUGAAAGCACUGCUUUUUUAAGCUAUUUAAAGUUUUGAUAAGUAUGGUCCCAUUUGCUGAUGACAUUUGCUGUGUACUCUAGAUAACAGAAACAACAAUAUGUUAUGUUAAAUUCCUUAUUACAAAUUACUCAUAAAGUCCAACAGGCAGACCAGCUGUUUUACAUACAUCAGUCUUAAACUGUUCAGGAAAAUUACACAUCUUCAUUGUGGGUGAAUAAUUACUGAGUACAUCAAGACUUCUAAAACUAAACAGAAAAUUAUAAGAGUCUGUUUGGAAUUUCUUAGUUUCGUAUUCAUUAAUGUUCAUAAAUUUACAGUCAUAGUUAAAAUCUGCCAUGUACACUGACAUGAUUAAUUUAAUCUGAAGUUGUAAACUCAAUGUAAAUAAUGUUUAUUGUGUGGUUCAAGUAUGUAAAUAGAUACUAAAUAAUGGAAACUUUAUUAAAAGUUUGUAUUAUAAGGCA
Protopterus annectens (West African lungfish) is the source of this 1834-nucleotide messenger RNA. It is a transcript of the gene DBX2, whose product is annotated as developing brain homeobox 2. The coding region runs from base 205 to 1164 and encodes 319 amino acids. Gene Ontology annotation, molecular function: DNA-binding transcription factor activity, RNA polymerase II-specific; DNA binding. The record is from RefSeq and is a predicted model, not a curated record. The transcript is spliced from 4 exons. Gene Ontology annotation, biological process: regulation of transcription by RNA polymerase II. NCBI's taxonomy places the organism in Eukaryota, Metazoa, Chordata, Ceratodontiformes, Protopteridae.